UUCGGCACCGACUCCAAUCCAGUGUAUAUUUUCCAGCGCUAGACAAGUUGAUUUUUCGUCUGUUCGUGCAUCAUCUUAAUUUUGUUAUAAUUUUUGCAAUAGUAAUAUUUUCAAGUUUCGAGAGUAAAUUUCGAGGCAAUUUCCGAGACCGAAGAUCAUACAUUUGAGGGUGCGACUGGAAAGUUGAGCCUGAAGCUCGAAAUUGUUUUUUCGUGGGCAAGAAGACGCCUGGUGGCCGAAAUUUUCUCGACUCCGGAACGCGGUAGACGACGGGUCCUUCCGAGAAGCCGGGGCGUAGCGCGACCUCCGAAUAAGGCGAAAAGUGAAAAUUUUCCUGUUCUGGAAUAACGCACAUGGGCGGGAGUGGAUUUUAAGUGUUCACGGUUGUCAAGUUUCCUCCGAAUAGAAAAAAAAGUCCUUUAAAGUGGCAAAAGUUAGUUGAAGAGAAAGUUUGAAAGUUUUCCGUUCUCCCUACGUGACUGGAUUUUGAGUUCCUCGCGUCUUCUUCUACCACUGAUCAAUCAAUCUACAUAAUACUACCACUACUACUACUACGACUACUAGUUAUUGUUCCAUCCGUGACUUGGUUUAAAUUUUCAUCGGUCCGGGAGUGAGAAUCAUCGACGACGACGGCGAAGACGUCGGCCAUCGAGUGUUAGAAGAUAAAACGAAAAAUUGAUACAUAUAGCAAAACCAAUUCCACCUUUUUCUCUAAACCAAAGUAUUGUAAGAAUAAAUCGAAGGUGCUUCUGAAAAGAGCGAGAGCGCAGACGACGGUCCGGGAAUUUUCCGAGGCAAACACGCCCUAAACCGAGCUAGCGACGAGAUAAGCGAUAACACCAACUAAAACUACCAGUAAAUCACAAAAGCAGUUUUUUUUCCAUCCCAUAAAUCUCCCCUUCGCGAAGAAGCAGGACGCGGCUCUGAAGCGCAAAGUUGUGGAAAAACUCGGAAAAUUUUAGAGGAAAAAACGGGAUCAUAGGUGAUAAGGAAAUUUUACAUCUUGUAAUCUUUUGGAUGCACUUUCAUGAUAUAAUAAGAUACUAGGGAAGAACAAAACACAACCACGAGGAAACAUUUUUGAUAUUCGGAUUUGGAUCUCUUUCCUUGGCAACAACGCGAGAUAUAUACAAGAGAAAUAAGAAAGUCGAGAAAAAACAAUAUACAAUAUUUAUAGCAAAAAACCGAGAUAAGAAAAGGAUCAAUUGCUUCCUAUUUACAAUAUAAAACCAAACUUAGCAAAUAAAUUAGCAAAAGAGACGAAAACAACAGCAGCAUCAAACUCGAAAGACGAGGAUUUCAUCCCCGAGGACAUACUAAUUCCGGUCACUCACACCAGAGACGCCAUUGCACGUCAUCCAACCAAUACAAAUCGACCGCUUUCGAAUCUAUACCCCGAGGCACUUCGUUACCACCCACUGAAAUUCAAUCGCGAAUCAAAAGAGAGAUAAAAAAAAGUUAAACUUUUCUCCAGUUUCCCAGAGGAAUUCCCACACGAGUCAAACUUGUAUUCCGAACUUGCACAACCCGUUUCCAGGCGAGAUCACGAAAACCGAACGCGUGUACCUUUACUUGAGCAUCCAAUAACAGCAACUAAAAAUCGCAACCAAAAACCAAGAGUCAGAUUAACGACAAUCAACACUUAGCAGCACCACAACAAGAACAACAGCAACAAACACCCAAGGCAAACCAGGAGUGAAAUUUGAAACUACACUACAAAAAAACAACACAAUACGAGAGCGUAACGCUCCCGCCACCACAUAGAUUCGGAUUCGCCGGUUGAAGCUUUUCCUAUAAUAUUGGUCGCCCCUAGAACGGAUCGGAGAAUUUCCUGCAGAAAUCCAGAAGCAAAAGCAGAUUUAAGAAUUAGAAGAGAAUUUCCUUUACUAUAAGACAAAGAGAAAGAGCAGAAUUUCCAUUACAUUAGCUAUAUUACAGCGAGUGCAUAGCACGACAUUCCCCGUGAAAGAUUAGAAAAUCAGUCUAAGCUACUAAAAGAAGUUGAUAGUGAUUUACCUUAGCGCUAGCGCUACCACGUUGUUAGGAGCAAACGAUUUGUAUCUGAUUUAGAGCGAAAGCAAAAGCAAACAGAGCAACAGCCAAUCCAUCCAAAACACAGUACCAGACACUAAUCUAGAGAGCACAGAUAACCAGCAGAAAAGACCGCGCACGGCAAGCAGACGAUGAUGGCGAACGGUUUGGAGACAGUGCAGCAAAACGGUCGCUCCGGUUCCAUCGGCAGCGGCCAGGAGGACAGCAAGACCAACCUGAUCGUCAACUAUCUGCCACAGACGAUGACCCAGGAGGAGGUGAAGUCACUCUUCUCCAGCAUCGGCGACGUCGAGAGCUGCAAACUGAUUAGGGAUAAAGUUACCGGACAAAGUCUCGGUUACGGCUUCGUCAACUACCACCGCCCGGAAGAUGCGGAUAAAGCAAUAAAUACGUUUAACGGAUUAAGACUACAGAACAAAACGAUCAAGGUGUCGUUCGCGCGGCCCAGCUCGGACGCCAUCAAGGGCGCCAAUCUGUACGUGUCCGGCCUGUCGAAGAGCAUGACCCAGCAGGAUCUGGAGGCGCUCUUCCAGCCGUACGGUCAGAUCAUCACGUCGCGCAUCCUGUGCGACAACAUUACCGGCCUAUCGAAGGGUGUCGGCUUCAUCCGGUUCGAUCAGCGCUCGGAGGCGGAACGGGCCAUCCAGCAGCUGAACGGUACCACGCCGAAGGGUGCUUCCGAACCGAUCACGGUCAAGUUUGCCAACAACCCGAGCAAUAACAUCAACAAGGCGAUCCCGCCGUUGGCCGCCUACCUGACGCCGACGCCGAACCUGCGGCGGUUCCCGCCCGGGCCGAUCCACCCGCUCAGCGGGCGUUUCAGCCUUCCUUCCAACUUCAGUCGCUACUCCCCGUUGACUGGCGACCUGGGCACAUCAGUUCUCUCGGCCAACGCCAUCAACGGUUCCGGCUGGUGUAUCUUCGUCUACAACCUGGCUCCGGAGACCGAGGAGAACGUCCUGUGGCAGCUGUUCGGCCCGUUCGGUGCCGUACAGAGUGUGAAGGUCAUCAAGGACCUCCAGACCAACAAGUGCAAGGGCUUCGGCUUCGUCACGAUGACCAACUACGACGAAGCGGUGGUCGCCGUCCAGUCCCUCAACGGAUACACCCUCGGCAACCGGGUUCUCCAGGUCAGCUUCAAGACGAACAACACCAAGUCAAAAACGAACUAAAACUGGGAAAAAUUCUAAGUUUGUAUUCUUCCCACUCGCACGCAACACACGGUUCGAAGUUGAAUCCCACGUGAACGACAGAUAAGAUAGUAAUAGUCCCUUCCUUGUCCUACCUUCCCCGUUCCCUCACAUCCCUCAGCGAAGAAUACACGCCGAACACAAAAAAUAAAGCAUGAACAUAAAAUACUUGCAUUUGUCACCCCUUGUUUCCCGAAUAGGAAUCACUUCAAAAGACGACACCUGUUCCUUAUAUAGAACGAACAAAAUCCAACAUAUUCAGUGUAGGAAAGUAGCGUCUCCUGUGUUGUUUUCCCGAGGAUUCUAAUUUACUUUGAAUGCAUGCAGCAACACUCGACAAAAGAAAGCCGAAAGGAAAUAUCAUUCGUAAAGUUAUUAAGAUAUCAAGUGAAUCAAUGGAAUACUCUUAUAACAAAAAUUUAUUAAGAAAAAUAUACGAAGACGAAGUGAAACAACAGAAAGGUGCAAUAAUAUUUCAAAAAUAUUGUAUAUAGACGAAUACAGAAAAUAAUUUGAUAUUUCCUAACUAGCAAAAAAACAAUGCAAGUCAAGCCGAAUUACUGAGGAAGAACAACAAAUAGCAGAAUCAUUUAAAACUCAAAGAAAAGCCGAACACUAUAAUUGUUAUUAGCCAUUUACCGAGUCGGUUGAGGCACGUUCGGCCGUCAUCCAGCACCAUCUAGCGGCGAGCACACGAGAAUGGAAGAACUCAAUCGAAGCAACCCUGUUUGCCGCCGCGAUCCCACGCGAGUUGAAGGAAAUUAGCGAAUUUUAUCGAACGCUCAAUGUUUACUCUCAGACGAUGAAAAUGAAGCAAAAGAAACUAAAAGAAGUCGAAGACCCAAUUGAAAAACAAAAAAAACAAAUAUAAAUGUGCAAUAAUGUAGUAGGAACAUGGUACUAUCCCUAUAUAUUUAAAUAUAUAUUAGCCAAAUUGAUUCGUGCGGGGAAGCGGCGCUCGGGAGUGCAGUGGGCGAUCGGUCGGACCCGAACAGCCGAGUCGUAGCCGAACCGUGUCCACUCGGUAACACGCUGAAUGAUCUCGUAACUAAAUUGAAGCUAAUCUAAAUAUAACGCAAACAAAAAAAAACUCUAUUUAUUUAUAUACUAAUUUAUUCUUGAAUGUUUCAAUAUGACGUGAAUAGUAAACACAGCAAACAAAAAAAAACAAAUGAAAUCAUAAACAACGCGUAACUUUUAAGGAGGAAAGCGAUGAUGAUAAAGAAGAUCAUAAAACCAAUGGGAAUGGUGUAAUAAGUUCAUUUAAUUCAUUAACCUUAUAAUUGUAAUCUCACACAUUGUAUAUUUAUUCAACGGAUAAUUUAUUUAAUCAAUAUUAUACAAACUUAACGCAACAAGCAAACAAAUGUAAACGCUAAUUAUCGAUGGAUUUUUGAAUUUUUAAGAACAUCACAACCUAACUACAACAACGCAAAUGCAAUUUUAAGUAACACUUCUCUUAAGCCGUAUUAAUCUUAAAACUCUUCUUUCAAACUGUGUCCACUUUUCAAUCGAGUCGAGAAUAAAUCCCGAAAUCGAUCAUCUAUCGCUCUCUAUCUUUCUAAUUGUAAUUGUUCUCCCCCAUUUUCCUAACGAAAUGAAAAAAAAACGGAAACAAAACAUGUGAAACAUCAAAUUAAUCGACACGAUAGCAGAAAAGACGAACACUGACACAUUUAAAAACACACACACACACGAACACAUUCCAAACAGUUUGAUUUGACAGCAACGCAAACACACUUACGAACUCAAUCUAGUCACCCUAAUUUAUAUAAACAUAAAUGGUUUUAGAUAUAAUUCUCUCGUGUUUGACUUUGUUUUUGACGUUUGUUCUUUGAAUCAAGAAGAAUGAGAAGGUGGAAAAUCAAACAAAAAAAAAUGAUGAAGGAAAAUGUACCCGUACUGCAAUUGAUUUAGUGUUAUGUUUAGCGUUUAAGUGGGACUAAGCAGGAGGAAACUAACUGAAAAAAAAAACUUUUUUCGUGGCUCGUACUCGUUUACUAAAACCAAAAGGAAAUUGAAUUUAAGCAAAUUUGACGUCUAAGUAAAGAAAAAUAUUCAGAAAAUACUCUUACAAAAUGUUGGUAGUGAAAUUUUACUUCAGUGGGUUUUUUCUCUCUCUUAUAAUCCCUUAUAUCAAUGUUUAUAUUCGUGAUCAGUUCUUAAACUAAAUUUAAAUUAGUGGAACUAAGUUUAAGGUGAAUUUAAAAACUAUAAACACGACAAUUGCGCUUAACUCAAUUUUUAAACUAACUGAACGGAAGCCAUCUUAUAUGUGAUGCGUCGUAGCAGGCGGUGAGACAGAACAAAGAAUAGGCGGAGGCAAGGUCGGUGAGAAACAAAAGACAACAAAUCUGGUACGCACACUGAAGCGAUCUUUGAUCUUUGUUCAGAUUCCUAUUUUCAGACGAUCUCUUUGUUAUUUCUCUGACAAGGCUACUUUAAAUCAAUUGUGUGAGCUAAAACAAAUAAUAAAGUAUUAGACAACCGAAGCAAAACCUAUGUAAAUUUAGUAGAGAAAAAAUAAAAAAUAUUAAUGAUUUUAUGCGUAAAAAUUACUUUCAUCAAUUUUAGUCAAAAUUUUAUUGAUUAGAUAUUAUAUUCAUAUAAAUUAUUCAAGUCGCAGCAUACGCAAUAUGUUUAAGGAAAAGUAUUGUAUCAAUUAUUGUGCAAGUAGACACAUCAGAGCAACAGCCAUCAUUUUGAAAUAAAGAGAAUGGAGUGUGCCAUUUAACAGCUAAUCGGAAAUAAACAAUCAGAGCCAGCUAGGUCCGCAUCACUCGAACGGAAUGACAGUUCUCAGUACCGAAUGCUUCACUCACACACACAUACACCGACACAUCCACAAGCGUAAGCCAGUAAGUUCAUUGUACGAUCACAUAAACUACAGAGGGCAGAUAAUUUUACGGCAAAGCCUGCUUGAUCGGGUAUUGCACGACAAACAAAUUAACCUAUUUUCUUACAUUUGACGCACACAAACGAAAGAACGCAAACUCACACAAACACGAACAAAAUUCUUCGCAGAAUCGCGCCUAGAAUCACACAAACACAAGCAAAAGCAAGAUGAGCAAACUUGUCAUUACUAUUGAUAUUGAAUUUUAUGUAUUCGAACAAGAAAACUAAAAGAAAUUAAAGAAAAUUAUAAGAUACAUGUUAUAUUUGCAUAUUAUUAUAACGAAAACAAAAAAAACUACUCUAUUAUCAUUCAUUGAAAACAACUGAAGCAAAAUGGAAGCGCAAAACUUUUCCAGAGUUAUCCAGAACUAAUUUCUCUAACGUGAUGUAGCCAUUGUGAACAACCAAACGCAAACCAAUCCGAAUCUCCCAUUCUACAAACAGAAAACAAGCAAAAUCCAUUUACAGGAAAAGACAAACCGCAAUUUUUACCCCCCGUUGUAUUGAGAAAAAGAUCGAACGAUAAAAAUCUGUUAUUUUACUAGGCAAAAUAUUGAGCAAGGCAAAUAAUUCCCGAAACAGCAAGAAUAAUAAUAAUUAAACAACAUAAGACAAACAAAAAACAACUGUUGGUAAACAAUGAGACUGGAUGUAAAAGUUUUUAAAAAACACUCAGUGUAAGCGAAGCAUUUGUAUUCAGCGCGCAAACUUACAGAAAGAAGACAGAACAAAACACCCGAAGCAUACGUUUGUAGCGAACAACUUCCAUGAAGGAAACAAUAACCGACGACUAACCAGUGAAGCAGAAAACGGCAGCAGAAGUACGUCGUAAUGUCAACGAAUACAACGAGCAAAUCAUACGGAGAAAAAAACAUACAUUAACAGAUUAACAAAGCAAACCAAGCACACACACACAUAAAUCGAUCAAACAUUUUCACUUCAGUCCAUUGUGUGUGUGACAAGGGAAGAAGAGGGCGCCACACGCCAGAGUAAAAGAAAGAAACACCAAGAUGACGCUUUUAAGGUCCUACCAUCUUUCUGGAUUGUUUACAUACUACCAGACCUCAAACAGACAUUUUCAGUUCCACACAUCAAGACUCUUUCCAGACUGAACGUCUACUUUCUGCGCAACAAAAACAACAAAAAUAAUCUCCAUCCAUUCGUUAGACGACAAUGACAGCUAUCAACAGCUAAACAAUGACAUUUAGAGGGCAAGGCACAAAAGUGAUAGCGCAAAAUCCACCACCACAGUAGGCCGAGUGACCCGUUAGACAGAUGCCACUGCUGCAUCGCGCCGAGGGGCCUAGCGUCGAGCCCCAUCUCGCCCUUACUCAAUCCCUCUGCUCUGCUGCUAGUUGUAGUCCGAUACUGUGGCAAACACCCACAACAAGUAGGAAAUUUUCUCACUCAUGUGAAAAACCAAUACGCUUAUUUAGACCCGAAAAUUUUCCCCUCAAUCAGAGAGAAAAAAAAACAGAGCCAUUUUCCCCACCUUGGAGAUUGAGAAAGUCGAACGCUGCUGGAUCGAUGCGAUAAAAGGACCGUUCGGCGCGAUCAGUAUAAUAGUAAACAAAGAAUAUUACAACCCAUUAAGAUCAAGUGUCAGACCGAAAUACAAUAUGAUUGUUUCAGUACCCCUUAACAAGCAAACCAAAUCUACAUUAAUGGCAAUUGUAUAGAAAAAAAUAAAGUUUUAUGAAUCACAAAACCGAUAAAGCAUUUUAUUUUCGAUCCACUACAGCAUUCAAUGGUCACAGGAAAUAAAAUAGAAGCGCAAAACAUCGGAAAAUUCAUCGGACUGCCUGCGCUAACAAGAACAAUAGCCUGAGCAGCAGUAAACCAGUGAAAUUAUAUAAAACUUAAUAAUUAACGAGAAGAAAACGUAAAAAAAUAUUAUCAGUAUUCAAAAAUCCCCAAAUUAAUGGAAAACUAAGCUACAAAACCUAUUUAAUUGAUUUUUAUGUCAUUUUAGAAAAAGAGGAAAACGGUAAUAAAAGCAAAUAAAACAGUUUAAAAACAA
Molecule: messenger RNA, 8157 nt
Organism: Armigeres subalbatus
Lineage: Eukaryota; Metazoa; Arthropoda; Insecta; Diptera; Culicidae
Product: ELAV-like protein 2
Exons: 4
Coding region: 2184-3224 (346 amino acids)
Cellular component (GO): ribonucleoprotein complex
Molecular function (GO): RNA binding
Source: RefSeq, a predicted model, not a curated record